AUGUUGAGAGAAAGAGGUAAGGAUGAUGAGAAGGAGGAGGAGGAGGAGGAAAAAUUUGAGAGACAAAUAUUUGUAAAUAAAUGUGAUUGUUUGUUGUUUCACUCUGUCUUGUCACUGCUAGGUGUGGUGUGGAUGGCAGUGCGAUGGGGUGAUGGUAUGGGGCAACAUUUGGACAAAUGGGUGAAUGGAGGAUUGUCCCAACCUAGUCAUCGGAUAAAUAGGCAGGCAAGGCAACAGGCAUUCAAACAGAUUGAUAAUGGAGUUGGGCAGUUGGAUGAGGCGAAUGAGCGUUUAAACCGGAAGGGAAAUCAUCCAAUGCAAUGCAUCGAUAUGUGGCUGAACAACUUGAUUCUGCAAAUUUCGCUUUCAUGA
Echinococcus granulosus is the source of this 372-nucleotide messenger RNA. RefSeq lists its product as hypothetical. The transcript is spliced from 2 exons. Lineage: Eukaryota; Metazoa; Platyhelminthes; Cestoda; Cyclophyllidea; Taeniidae. The record is from RefSeq and is a predicted model, not a curated record. The coding region runs from base 1 to 372 and encodes 123 amino acids.